UCUGCAUGCUCAACGACCUCUACACGUGCUUCGACGCCAUCGUGGAGAACUUUGACGUCUACAAGAUUGAGACGAUUGGUGACGCGUAUUUCGUCGUGAGUGGUCUGCCCUUGAGAAACGACGACCUGCACGCGGGCGAGAUAGCGUCUAUGUCACUGCGCAUGCUCCAGGAAAUAAAACGCUUCAAGAUACGUCACAGACCUAACGACACACUCAAGUUGCGGAUUGGUUUGCAUUCGGGUCCUUGCGUGGCCGGAGUGGUGGGUUUGAAGAUGCCGCGCUACACGCUGUUCGGGGACACGGUCAACACAGCGUCCCGCAUGGAGUCCACGGGAGUCCCCCUGAAGAUCCACUGCAGUGAGACUAUCACGUGUCUGCUAAGAAAGCUGGGAGGCUACCAACUUACUGAGCGAGGCCUCGUCAAUGCCAAGGGUAAAGGCGAAAUGCUGACCUAUUUCCUUGAGGGUGAGGAUGAAUCUCACCGACAGAGGCGCAUCUCUCACAGCCGCCUGUGCGGUAAAAUCACGCCCAAAUGUGACCUCGAUCCAGCGGGCGAGAUCUUUGGCGCGCCUAUCAUCCAUCCACGAUACUGGACCAAUGGAUUCACUAACAGCUCAUGUGACCGCUCCCCGGUGUUCCCAAACUACAAUCCCAACAUUCCACUAAAAGAGAACUGUGAUAGCCCCGAGGACAAUGUGUUUGACAAAGCUUUCAAUGCGCAUGAUGCUCCUUCUCAGAAAGGUAUGCAGCAGAGCGGUUCCACGCAGCAUCCUCAUGCUCUCAACUCAACAUGCAACUCGAAACUUCAGGAUCUGACGACCGGCAACCAGCCGGCCAAACGCCCGACCAGACAUGGGAGACAAAUAUCGGAUUCGGUCGACGGUCGACCAACUUCAGAAUCCUUGAAUAAAAUAACGCUGGGACUGCUGCAUAGAAAUGAAUCAUUCCCGUCGUACAUGAUUGCAGAGGACAGCGUCUGACAGAGAGGCGACCAUCCCGACACAAUGUUUCUUCAACCCUGUCACAUCCGUAGUUGCACUAUGGGACUCGUGACGAUUAUAACACCACCUCAUAAUGCUAAUCGUUACAGAAGCUCAUUUAACUAGCACAUGUUUGUCUGUGAUGAAAAUAAUCGCUUUAAAAACAUUCACGACUCGGAGCCGGCAUCCACGAGUCCUCUAGUAAAAUUUCCUGAAACCGAGGUGCGACAGUGGAACAGAAACUAUGACGUCAAAUUGCAAUAUGCAGUUUGAUGUUGAACGCAGCCUUAGUAUCUUUGUUAGCAGCAUUUGUAAAUGUCUUAGGUAGUUGUACACAGAUCAUUUUUUUGGUGUUUGCGUAAUUGUUUGUGUUACGUUUAUUAAAGAGUCAUUAAAUUAAUACUAUGCUUACAUAAGACCCUUGUGUUCGGCCGUUUUGUUAGAUGUGUUAGAAUUGAUUAUGUCAACGACAUUCAUUGUAGGCUACAUUUUUCUCGUGAACAGAAAACCCUAAGAAUAUGUACGAUGACGACAUAAACAUAUUGGCUCUUCACUAAUGUCACGCAAAGUCCUGUAUUGCUCAUUAACUUUAGUUUUGAUUUGUGGUGAUUAUAUAACAAUCUUUUUGCCAAAUGAGGUAACUCAGACGUGGAAUAUUGGUUAGCUUUGAUGCAUUUUGCACUGUUUUAUAGCUCGUAUAUGCGCUACAAUAUUACACUAUUUUCAUAAUGUUUGUACUCGUAAUUAAUAACAUGAUCAGUGCAUGGACAGGUAAUGUUAAGUUUUCGUUAAAUGACAGUUGUGUUUUGUUUUCUGUUUAAUCUGUGAUAAUUACCCGAUGAUCCAUUUUAAAAUCUUCGACAGUCCUUAUAUUGACUCAUUGCUUUGUAUAUAGAUGGUUGUUGCAUUAUAUUGUGAUUUAUCAUCUUUGUAGUUCAACGCUACGAUUGUGAUUCAAUCUUGUUUAAUAGUAAUUGAAAAAAAGUUUGUUUUGUGAACUAUUCUCUAUUGUCUUCCCUCCAAAAAAUACAAGGAUGGUCUGAUCAUAGAAAUCAACCUGGAAGACUUACGGCAAGCGUUACUGAAUACACACGUAUCUUUAAAAACUGUGUAUAAGGAACACUUGAAGGCGCAUGCACGUAUAAAAAUGCAAAUAUUUGUUUGCAUUGAUUUUAAUUGAAUUCUAUUGAAUAUUGGAAUUUGUAUAACGGACGCUAAGCUGCCUAUUUCAUCCAAAAAACUUGCGUGUACUGCUUUAUGCAGUCCUGACAAGCACACUCAAAAAACAAAUACUGGAUUAAAAAAGAGGUUCGUUGCGUUUAUAGACCUUCAUAUUAGUUGCAAAUAAUAACGCGUCCUCUGUAUUUAAAGACCGGAGAAGCAGUAUA
This is a messenger RNA of Dreissena polymorpha, 2368 nucleotides long. Its product is annotated as receptor-type guanylate cyclase gcy-21-like. Gene Ontology annotation, molecular function: guanylate cyclase activity; peptide receptor activity. Gene Ontology annotation, biological process: cGMP biosynthetic process; intracellular signal transduction; receptor guanylyl cyclase signaling pathway. The coding region runs from base 6 to 980 and encodes 324 amino acids. The record is from RefSeq and is a predicted model, not a curated record. NCBI's taxonomy places the organism in Eukaryota, Metazoa, Mollusca, Bivalvia, Myida, Dreissenidae. The transcript is spliced from 4 exons.